AUGAAGUUUUUAUUACAUAUUUCUUACAACUUAGAUUUUAAGAAAGGCUGUGCAAAGGGAGACGAUAAAAUUUUAAAAAUUAAAAGAAAAGAAAUAAUUAAAAAGGAUUUGAAAUCUAAAUUAUCAUUAACUGUAGAUGUUGUAAAACAAGGAUCUGGCACAACAAAUACUGGAAAUGUUGCUCGUUGCUUUUUUGCGGAAGCUGAAACUGUAGCUGAAAUUACUGGGUUAAAUAAAAAUUUGAUUUUACGACUGGGUAAUAUAUUGCAGAUUUUAGCAUGUGGAAAAGAAAUAGAUUGUGAAAAGUUUAAAAAAUAUUGCUUAGAUACUGCUGAACUUUGCAUUCAUUUGUAUCCCUGGUAUAAAAUUCCACCAUCUGUGCAUAAAGUUUUAAUACACGGUAGUGAUAUUAUUAAACAUUUAGGUUUACCUAUCGGUUGCCUUUCGGAAGAAGCGCAAGAGGCUAACAAUAAGAUUUUCAGGAAAGCACGAGCUCAA
This is a messenger RNA of Wasmannia auropunctata (little fire ant), 498 nucleotides long. RefSeq lists its product as uncharacterized. The annotation marks the transcript as partial. Lineage: Eukaryota; Metazoa; Arthropoda; Insecta; Hymenoptera; Formicidae. The record is from RefSeq and is a predicted model, not a curated record. The transcript has a single exon.